Messenger RNA from Lodderomyces beijingensis, 1560 nucleotides. NCBI's taxonomy places the organism in Eukaryota, Fungi, Ascomycota, Pichiomycetes, Serinales, Debaryomycetaceae. The record is from the annotation of a GenBank genome assembly.
AUGUCUUCGACACCCUCAAUCACAAAUGAAAAGUCUGGCGUAACGCAUACAGUCUCGAAGCCGGUAGGUAAACUCCACGACAUCGUAACCAGUCACGAUGUCAAUGCCAUCGGGUACGAGCUCUACGAAAAGGCUCAGGAUGUAUAUACCGAUGAAGAAGCCGAAACUCAGUUUUACAAGCUGAUUGUGCGCAAGAUCGACUGGAGGAUUGUUCCUUUGUUGUGUGUGACAUACAUGUUACAAUUCUUGGAUAAGCUUUCAUUAAACUACGCUGCCGCCUAUACUUUACAAGAGGACUUGAACUUAACGGGCCAAAGGUAUUCUUGGGUUGCUGCCAUUUUCAAUUUCGGGUAUUUGUUCUGGGCCAUCCCUGGUAACUAUCUAGUUCAGAGGUUCCCCGUGGCGAAAUACACGGGGUUCAUGUUGUUUACAUGGGCCAUAAUCCUCGUUGGCCAUGUGGGGUUGAAAAACUAUGGCGGUGCCUUGGUCAUCCGGUUCAUAUUGGGGAUGUUUGAAGCCAGUAUCAGUCCUUCGUGUAUGGCGAUUUGCGGAUCGUUUUACACAAUUCAGCAACAGCCAAUUCGAAUGUGCAUUUUCUUGUCCUUCAACGGUGUGGCAACUAUGCUUGGUGCAUUGUUGGGAUUCGGUUUGGGCCACGCCACGAAUGCUGCCAUCGAGCCUUGGAAAUUGAUCUUUGUGGUGAUUGGAUUGUUGAAUUUUGUAUGGGCAGUGGUUUUCCUUUGGUUAUGUCCUGAUUCUCCCGAGUCUGCCAAGUUUCUUACCGAGGAUGAAAAAGCAAUCUUGAUCAAACACGUUGCUGCUAACAACCAAGGUAUGAAAGACCAAAAGUUUAAAAAAUACCAAGUUUUCGAAGCCUUGAGGGACCAGGUUGUUUGGAUGUUGGCCAUCGUGGGCUUGGGCUGUGGUGUCAUCAACGGUGGGGCCUCGAACUUCUCCUCGGCUUUAAUUAGGGGGUUUGGGUUCACCGGUAUCGAAGCGACUGCAUUGCAAUUGCCCAUGGGUGCAAUUGAGUUGGUGAUAGUUGUCUUGGGCGGGAUCGUGGCAUUCACCGUUCGAAACACGAGGUGCAUUGUGCUUUUCAUGUUUUGCAUUGCCCCCUUGGGCGGCUUGAUUGGCCUUCUUGUGUAUUCGCUCGAGCACAGAUGGAAUCUUGUAGCCUGUGCCUGGUUGCAGUUUAUCAUUGGUGGGCCCGUCAUCAUGAGUUGGGUCUUGUUGAAUGCAAACGUUUCCGGUUCUUCCAAACGCACCAUUGCCAAUGGGCUCUGGUUCUUGUUCUAUGCCGCUGGUAAUAUUGUUGGUCCCAACAUCUUUUUAGCUACGGAGGCGCCCAAAUACAGGAGCGGUAUCAUGGGGUUGAUGACUAGUUACUGUGGCAUAAUGGUGUUGGCCAUUGGUUUGUAUUUCACAAUGAAGCGCAGGAACGUGGUGCGGGAUAAGGAGCAAGAUGGGCAAAGUGAGGAGCAGAAAGAACAAGCCAUCGUUGAUGGAUUCAAGGGAUUGACCGAUUUCGAAAAUAGAGGUUUCCGGUACUCCUUAUAG